AUGAUAGCAGGGGGCGCUGUUAGCGGCUGUGCUAGUGACCUGAUGCAGGAAACACCCGCUCACACCUCCUCCGUCUGCCUGCACUAUGCCUCCGCUGGUGAGGGUGGCGGCUAUGACACGAUGAAUAACGUGGUGAUACCAACCCCUGGGGUGUGGGACUACACUUCUCAGUUCAGCACCCUGCGGCAAAGCUGGGAGACCAACUACCAGGAGGCAGCUAUCUAUCUACAAGAAGGGGAGAACAACGACCAGUUUCUCACACACCCGCGUGACGCCAGGGCCCUGACGGCCUACCUCGCGGCCCACAAUGCCCUGUUCUAUGCGGUGGAGCUGCUGUCGGGGCUGCUGUUGAUGGCGCUGUCACUGGCCGAGGCCCCGGCCGUACCUCCACUUCAGCUGGACGUCUACGUCCAUGCCACUCUGGAGCUUCUGGCCCUGGGGAUGGUGGCCUUUGAGCUCUCCAUAAAGCUGCGAUGGCUGGGCCUUCAGGCCUUCACCGGCCACAGGAGGAUCAUGGUGAAGACCUGUGUGCUGCUGCUCCAGUUGGUGGAGGCCGUGGUGGUUCUGGUCCGACAGACGUCCCACAUGCGGGUGACUCGAGCCCUAAGGCCCAUCUUCCUGGUGGACUGCAGGUACUGCAGAGCCGUGCGCAGGAACCUGAGACAGAUCUUCCAGUCCCUUCCGCCCUUCCUCGACAUUCUCCUCCUCCUCUUCUUCUUCAUGCUCAUUUUCUCCAUCCUGGGUUUUCACUUGUUCUCUCCGAAUGCAGCAGACCCAUAUUUCAGCUCGCUGGAGAACAGCAUCGUGAGCCUGUUUGUGCUCCUGACUACAGCCAAUUUUCCAGAUGUGAUGAUGCCGGCCUACUCCAGGAGCCGCUGGUCCUGCGUGUUCUUCAUCGUCUACCUGUCCAUCGAGCUCUACCUCAUCAUGAACCUGCUCCUGGCGGUGGUGUUCGACACCUUCAACAACAUGGAGAAGAUGAAGUUCAAAUCCCUUCUGCUGCACAAGAGGUCCGCCAUCGACCACGCCUUCCAGCUACUGGUCUGCAAGCAGAGGCCCAACAUGGUGUCCCUCAGGCAGUUUGAUGGGCUGAUGCGGUUCUACCGACCGCAGAUGACCGCUCGCGACUGCUUCCUCACCUUCAAGGCUCUCAACCCCUCUGGCUCCCUCACGCUGAGCCGGGAGGAGUUUUAUCGCUUUUACGAAGUCAUGGGUCUGAAGUGGACGGCACAGCAGAGCAGCAGUCUCUGGUUCGACAGACUUCCGCAUCCUACCGUCCUCAUUUUCAAAGGAAUUCAAAGAUUUGUGAAAUCCAAAGCCUUUCAGUAUGGAAUGUACUUGGUCGUAGCGGUGAAUGGGGUCUGGGUCCUGGUGGGAACGUACAUGAUGAACAACGUUUCGUCCUGGUCAGCAUUUUUUCCCAGGAGUAACAUUGUCUUCCUCAGCAUUUAUGUGGCGGAGAUCCUGUUGAAAAUCUCAGGUCUGGGUCCUGUGGAGUACUUCAGCUCUGGGUGGAACCUGUUUGACUUCCUGGUGACCCUUCUGGCUCUCCCAGGCCUGAUGGCCUUUGUUGUGGAGCCCUUCUACUUCAUGGUAGCCCUGCGGCCGCUGCAGCUCCUCAGGCUGUUUAAGAUCAAGAAGUCGUUCCGUGUUGUCUUAGACACCAUGGUGGAGCUCCUCCCUCGGAUGGCUAGUUUGGGCCUCACCCUGAUCAUUUUCUACUACUCUUUCGCCAUUGUGGGGAUGGAGUUCUUCGCCAAUGUCGUCUAUCCUAACUGCUGCAAGAACAGUACAGUGGCGGAGUCUUACAGGCAGGUCGUCAUCACCGUUGGCAACCACACCUUCCUGGAUGAGGGAUAUUACUAUCUGAACAACUUUAAUGACAUCCUUACCACCUUUGUGACACUAUUUGAGCUGACAGUCAUCAACAACUGGUAUAUUACGAUGGAAGGGGUGACGUCACAGACCAGUCAUUGGAGUCGCCUAUACUUCAUGACCUUCUACAUCAUCACCAUGGUUGUUAUGACGAUCAUUGUGGCCUUUAUUCUGGAUGCCUUUGUCUUCAGAAUGAACUACAGCCGCAAAAACAAGGAACCAGUGGGAAGCCCAGGAGAUGAUAAUGGUGUGGUGUUUGAGGUGGAGGUGUUGCGAGAGGAGGCCCUGUCCAUGUUGGAGCUCAGUAAGAGGACCUGCCCCAGACGCUCCCACCUGAGCUCCCUGCAGGAGGCGCUGCUGAGCAUCCAACGCAACAGACUUGCGUCUCUGAUGUUUGUGGGUCACCGGUCCCGCACGAAGACUGACCUGAGCCUGAAGAUGUAUGAGGAGGAAACUCGGGAGUGGUACAAGGAACACUCUCGGGGGGGCCCAUUUCUCUCUGAACAGGCUUGACAUGUGGACAGUGAUACGGAUGGCCUGCACAGCCAUUAUGCAGAAGUUUACAGGCUAAACUCCAAACUGUGG
Molecule: messenger RNA, 2460 nt
Organism: Conger conger (European conger)
Lineage: Eukaryota; Metazoa; Chordata; Actinopteri; Anguilliformes; Congridae
Product: two pore channel protein 1-like
Exons: 27
Coding region: 1-2388 (795 amino acids)
Biological process (GO): monoatomic ion transport; transmembrane transport
Cellular component (GO): lysosomal membrane; endosome membrane
Molecular function (GO): voltage-gated channel activity; monoatomic ion channel activity
Source: RefSeq, a predicted model, not a curated record